AUGGGUUUCUUCAUGAGGUUUCUCGUUUUGACGGCUGGUCUGGCCCUAUUGGAGACAGUGUACGCCAAAUUGGAUUUGUCGUCUAACUCGACCGUCGUGGUAUAUUGGGGCCAGGAUUCAUACAAAGCGUCAGGAGGAGAUAUAGCUCAGAAGCGGUUGGGAGACUACUGUGAUGAUUCCAACAUCGAUGUCAUCGUGAUGGCUUUUCUAAUGACAAUCAACGGCCCGGGAGGUGCUCCAGAAGUUGACUUCGGCUCAACAUCUAAGGGUUGCGAUACGUUCAACGGCACAAACCUGAAGAACUGCCCUGAGAUUGGAGAAGACAUCACAAAGUGCCAAUCCAAAGACAAGACAAUCAUCCUCUCUAUCGGCGGCGCAACCUACAGCGAGGGAGGGUUCAAAUCUGAUAAGGCCGCCGACGACGGAGCAAACCUCAUCUGGUCAACAUUCGGACCGGACAAGGGCGACAGUAAAAUACCCCGACCGUUCGGCAAAGCCGUCGUCGACGGAUUCGACUUUGACUUCGAAGCCGCGGUCACGCACAUGGGUAAGUUCGCGACGAAGCUGCGGUCCCUCGCAGACGCGGACAAGAGCAAGAAAUACUACCUUACUGCGGCGCCGCAGUGUCCCUUCCCUGAUGCCGCGGACAAGGACAUUCUGAACACGGACAACUCUGCGGCUGUCGAUGCCGUAUUUGUGCAGUUCUACAACAAUUUCUGUGGGGUGAAUGCAUAUACACCAGAAAAGCCGAAGGAUAACGCGACCAAGGCCGAAGGAAGCGGCAGCAGAACUGCAGCCCAGAACUUCAAUUUCGACGUGUGGGACAAGUGGGCCCUCCAAGAGAGUAAGAAUAAGGACGUGCGUGUGUUCCUGGGUGUCCCGGCGAACAAGGGCGCUGCGAGCACGGGGUACCUGCCUAUUGAGAGUCUGGAACCAGUAAUCCAGUACAGCAAGGGGUUUGAGAGCUUUGGAGGCGUGAUGAUGUGGGAUGUGAGCCAGGCCUAUCCUAAUAAGGGAUUUUUGGAUGGUGUGAAGAAGGCUUUGGGCAAGAAGGGCGCUCAGCAGCAGUCUGCGCACGGAUCGAGUUCUGAUGCGGAUGCUGCAGCUCCUUCGCCCGCGCCGAAGCCCCCGCAGCAGGAACAGCAGCAACAGGCGGAACAAGGCCACUCGGAUUCUGCAGAAGAGCAUGGAACGCAGCCCGCCUCGCAGCCUUCGCAGGUGAGCGCAAACCCAAGCCCGGGAGAGCAGCCGAACCAGAACCAAGAUCAGGCCGACGAUCACGAUCAACCCCCGAACCUUCUGAAUGGAUUGCUGUCGGUAUUGGGUGGGCUUGGUCAGAAGCAGCGCUGA
Molecule: messenger RNA, 1350 nt
Organism: Aspergillus versicolor CBS 583.65
Lineage: Eukaryota; Fungi; Ascomycota; Eurotiomycetes; Eurotiales; Aspergillaceae
Product: glycoside hydrolase family 18 protein
Exons: 4
Coding region: 1-1350 (449 amino acids)
Biological process (GO): carbohydrate metabolic process
Cellular component (GO): extracellular region
Molecular function (GO): chitinase activity
Source: RefSeq, a predicted model, not a curated record